Lemur catta (Ring-tailed lemur) is the source of this 3375-nucleotide messenger RNA. RefSeq names its product contactin 6 (gene CNTN6). Gene Ontology annotation, biological process: brain development; cell-cell adhesion. The record is from RefSeq and is a predicted model, not a curated record. The coding region runs from base 267 to 3356 and encodes 1029 amino acids. The transcript is spliced from 23 exons. Gene Ontology annotation, molecular function: cell-cell adhesion mediator activity. NCBI's taxonomy places the organism in Eukaryota, Metazoa, Chordata, Mammalia, Primates, Lemuridae.
AAGAGCCACGCAAUACUCAGUGGAUAAAAGGCUUGCAGUCCCAGCUGGGAAAAAGAGUCCCAUUAUCUCCCAGCUGCAUAGACAUUCCAUACGGCUUGGUUCUGCCUGGAUGCACAGCAUGCCUGGCUGAGAGCUUGAAACAGAGUUCUGCAGAAAAAUUGUAAAGAUCCCGAGACAUUUCCCUGGCUCUUGAGAUACUGACCGGAAGACAGACUUUUUUUUCCUGUUGAUUGUAUGGGAGAAAUUUUUGACCUUAGAAAGUGGAAAUGAAGUUGCUAUGGAAACUGAUAAUUCUGCUGCCACUCAUAAACUCUUGUGCAGGUGAUGGACUUUUCAGCCGCCCUAUUUUUACUCAGGAGCCAGAAGAUGUCAUUUUUCCUUUGGAUUUAUCAAAAUCUGAAAUCAUCUUGAAUUGUGCUGCUAGUGGUUACCCUUCACCCCAUUAUAGGUGGAAGCUAAAUGGCACAGAUAUUGAUUUUACCAUGAGUUACCACUACAGAUUGGAUGGAGGCAGUUUGGCAAUCAGUAGCCCCCACACAGAUCAAGAUAUUGGUACAUACCAGUGCCUGGCCACCAAUCUUCUGGGGACAAUUCUAAGUCGGAAGGCGAAGCUCCAGUUUGCAUAUAUUGACGACUUUGAAACCAAAAUAAGAAGCACGGUGUCUGUUCGAGAAGGUCAAGGUGUGGUGCUUCUCUGUGGCCCACCGCCACACUUUGGAGAUUUAUCUUAUGCAUGGAUCUUCAAUGAUAACCCUUUAUAUGUCCAAGAGGAUAAUAGGCGGUUUGUAUCUCAAGAGACGGGAAACUUGUACAUUGCCAAAGUAGAACCAUCAGAUGUGGGCAACUACACUUGCUUCAUAACAAACAAGGAGGCCCAGAGAAGUGUUCAAGGACCACCCACUCCAUUAGUGCAGCGCACUGAUGGUGUGAUGGGGGAAUAUGAACCAAAGAUUGAAGUGCGUUUUCCUGAAACUAUACAAGCCGCAAAGGAUUCAUCUGUAAAACUGGAAUGCUUUGCCCUUGGAAAUCCAGUCCCUGCUAUUAGUUGGAGAAGGUUGGAUGGAAGCCCAUUGCCAGGGAAGGUCAAGUACAGCAAAUCCCAAGCUAUCCUUGAAAUCCCGAACUUUCAACAAGAAGAUGAAGGCUUUUAUGAGUGCAUUGCAGGCAACCUUCGAGGAAGAAACCUUGCAAAGGGUCAACUCAUUUUUUAUGCUCCCCCAGAAUGGGAACAGAAAAUCCAAAAUACAUACCUCUCUAUCUAUGACAGCUUGUUGUGGGAAUGCAAAGCUAGUGGAAAGCCAAGCCCUUGGUACACGUGGUUAAAAAAUGGUGAACGCCUCAACCCAGAGGAGAGAAUUCAGAUAGAAAAUGGGACACUUAUCAUAACAAUGCUGAAUGUGUCAGAUUCUGGCGUCUACCAAUGUGCUGCAGAAAACAAAUAUCAGAUAAUAUAUGCAAAUGCUGAAUUGAGAGUUUUAGCCUCAGCUCCUGAUUUCUCCAAAAAUCCCAUUAAAAAAAAUUCAGUUGUUCAAAUUGGUGGGAAUAUUGUCAUCGAAUGCAAACCGAAUGCUUUUCCCAGGGCAGCUAUCUCCUGGAAAAGAGGAGUGGAGAGCCUCAGACAAAGCAAAAGAGUGUUUCUCUUGGAGGAUGGUAGCCUCAAGAUAUAUAAUGUUACCAGGUCAGAUGCUGGAUCAUAUACAUGCAUAGCCACAAAUCAGUUUGGCAUUGCAAAGAACACCGGCAGCCUCAUAGUAAAAGAAAGGACUGUCAUUACUGUCCCACCUUCCAAAAUGGAUGUGACAGUUGGUGAGAGUAUAGUCCUACCAUGCCAGGUGUCCCAUGAUCCAACCAUUGAAGUUGUAUUUGUAUGGUCUUUCAAUGGAGAUGUCAUAGACUUAAAAAAAGGAGUGGCCCAUUUUGAAAGGAUUGGAGGAGAAUCUGUUGGGGAUUUGAUGAUAAGGAAUAUUCAGCUAAAUCACUCAGGAAAAUACCUAUGCACAGUACAAACAACUCUAGAAAGUUUAUCUGCUGUUGCUGAUAUCAUUGUUAGAGGUCCACCAGGUCCUCCGGAGGAUGUGAAAGUCGAACACAUUUCCAGUACUACUUCUCAGCUAAGCUGGAGACCAGGCCCAGAUAACAACAGUCCCAUUCAAAUAUUUACUAUUCAGACGCGGACACCAUUUUCUGUGGGUUGGCAGGCUGUUGCCACAGUUCCAGAAAUUCUCAGUGGUAAAACAUACAAUGCAACAGUGGUUGGCUUGAGUCCCUGGGUGGAAUAUGAAUUUCGUGUGGUUGCUGGGAAUAGCAUUGGGAUCGGAGAACCAAGUAAACCAUCAGAAUUGUUAAGAACUAAAGCAUCAGUCCCUGUUGUGGCACCAGUAAACAUCAAUGGAGGUGGAGGAAGCCGGUCUGAACUCGUCAUUACGUGGGAGUCAAUUCCAGAAGAGCUACAGAAUGGAGAAGGAUUUGGAUAUAUCAUCAUGUUCCGGCCAGUCGGUUCGACAACCUGGACCAAGGAAAGAGUAGCAUCUGUGGAGGCCUCAAGGUUUGUUUACAGAAAUGAAAGCAUCAUCCCACUCUCUCCCUUUGAAGUCAAAGUGGGUGUGUAUAAUAAUGAAGGAGAAGGAUCCCUGAGUACUGUGUCCAUUGUCUACUCCGGGGAAGAUGAACCUCAGCUGGCCCCAAGGGGAAUUUCUGUCCAGAGUUUUUCUGCUUCUGAAAUGGAGGUUUCAUGGCAUGCGAUUGCUUGGAAUAGAAACACUGGAAGAGUGCUGGGCUAUGAGGUAUUAUACUGGACAGAUGAUUCCAAAGAAUCCAUGAUUGGUAAAAUUCGAGUCAGUGGAAAUGUCACAACCAAAAACAUCACAGGGCUGAAAGCUAACACCAUCUACUUUGCUUCUGUGAGAGCUUACAACACUGCUGGGACAGGGCCCUCAAGCCCCCCAGUCAAUGUCACCACCAAAAAAUCCCCUCCAAGCCAACCGCCAGCAAACAUUGCCUGGAAGCUGACAAAUUCAAAAUUAUGCUUGAACUGGGAGCAUGUAAAAACCAUGGAAAAUGAGUCUGAAGUGCUGGGCUACAAGAUUCUGUACCGGCAAAACAGACAUAGUAAAACUCAUAUUUUGGAAACAAACAAUACAUCAGCUGAGCUUCUGGUUCCAUUUGAAGAAGACUACUUGAUUGAAAUAAGGACAGUCAGUGAUGGCGGGGAUGGAAGCAGCAGUGAGGAAAUUAGGAUUCCAAAAAUGUCAAGUUUGAGUUCCAGAGGAAUUCAAGUCUUAGAACCUAGCACCUAUUUCCUGUCAAUUGUCGUUAUGAUUUUUUACUGUUUUGCUAUUCAGCCACUUAUACGAUGAAUAAAAACCACAAAUCUUU